UAUGGCUAAUAUUGCAGGAUACAAAGCAGUAGUAUUGGCAGCGAAUGAAUUUGGCAGAUUCUUAGCUGGUUAAAUGACAGCAGCUAAAGUUUUAGUUAUCGAAGCAAGAGUUCUUCCGUGGAUUUGAAAUUAAUCCUGCAGCCAUUAAAGCUACUAAAGUUGAAGGUGCUCUUACUGAAAUCAAUGUUGAAUAAGCUGUUGAAAUGAUGGUUAAUAGUAAAUCAAUUAUUAUCGUUCCUGGAUAUGGUUUGGCAAUUGCUAAAGCAUAGUAUCCUUUAGCUGAUAUGUGCAGAACACUUAUUGACCAAGGAAUUAAGGUUAGAUUUGUUAUUCAUCCAGUUGCUGGUAGAAUUCCUGGAUAAUUGAAAAUCUUAUUGGCUGAAGCUGGUAUUCCUUAUGAUAUUGUAUUCGAAAUGGAUGAAAUUAAUGAUGAUUUCCCUGAUACUGAUCUUGCAAUUGUUAUUGGAGCUAAUGACACCGUCAAUUCAGCUGCUGAGAAAAUCAAAAUUCACCAAUUGCAGACAAUUGACAAUCCAGAAUAAUAUGUUAUUGGGUGAUGCUAAGAAAACUU
This is a messenger RNA of Paramecium octaurelia, 571 nucleotides long. NCBI's taxonomy places the organism in Eukaryota, Ciliophora, Oligohymenophorea, Peniculida, Parameciidae. The record is from the annotation of a GenBank genome assembly.